UGACGCAACAGCUCAUAUGACCGAUUGAUCCGGACCGAACCGAGCAGCUCCGGGAUGGCGGGCCGAGGAAAACUGAUCGCUGUCAUCGGCGACGAGGACACCUGCACGGGCUUCCUGCUCGGCGGGAUCGGAGAGCUGAACAAGAACCGGAAGCCGAACUUCUUGGUGGUGGAGAAGGACACGAGCAUCACGGAGAUCGAGGAGACGUUCAAGAGCUUCUUGGCUCGGAGUGACAUCGCCAUCAUCCUGAUCAAUCAGUUCAUCGCUGAGAUGAUUCGCCACGCCAUCGACGCCCACAUGCAGUCCAUCCCCGCCGUCCUGGAGAUCCCGUCCAAGGAGCACCCGUACGACGCGUCCAAGGACUCCAUCCUGCGCCGCGCCAAGGGCAUGUUCUCAGCCGAAGACUUCCGAUGAGCAGCCGAAGAUCUCGUGUGUUGACGUGUUGCUCCAGUCACUCGAUGUUUUCCAGGAAGUCAAUGUUCAGCUGUCACCUUUUAGGCUCCGCCCCCUCAGCUCUUCUGCCCUGUCAGUGUUUGUUCCUUGUGUCUUAAA
This is a messenger RNA of Nematolebias whitei (Rio pearlfish), 552 nucleotides long. It is a transcript of the gene atp6v1f, whose product is annotated as ATPase H+ transporting V1 subunit F. Gene Ontology annotation, molecular function: proton-transporting ATPase activity, rotational mechanism. Bases 55 to 414 code for a protein of 119 amino acids. Gene Ontology annotation, biological process: proton transmembrane transport. Gene Ontology annotation, cellular component: proton-transporting V-type ATPase, V1 domain; membrane. The record is from RefSeq and is a predicted model, not a curated record. The transcript has 2 exons. NCBI's taxonomy places the organism in Eukaryota, Metazoa, Chordata, Actinopteri, Cyprinodontiformes, Rivulidae.